AUGAUAGGAAAAUCCAUGGUGCUGCUCACGUUUGGCAUAUGCACGGUGACGGGAUUACGUAAGCUAGAAGGUUAUUUAAGAGCUCUAAACUCGGUUGAUGCGUAUCUAAAAGGAAGCCAGGAACAACUUGAGAAGCUCCUGGGGAUAUUCCUCCCGUGUGUAAGCCUCUCGUUGGUAGUCGCUAUAGGUGUAACGAUUUUCUCCACCUUCCCAGGAAUGCCAUAUUACCUGGUGAGCAUGGCGCACAUAGUGUUGAUGUCUCUAGUCACACUCCAGUACGUGAUGCUGAUGCUGGAGUUAUGGGCUAGGUUCCGGACCCUCAAUGGCCACCUGCUGGAGUCCCUCCGCUCAGCUGGAGACUCUGAGAUGGGUGCGCUGCUUGGAGGGACGACAACGCCAUCGUCGCAGCUUCGACUGCAGCCCACUAGACAGCGCCACCUGCGAGACGCCUACAUCACCCUCACCCACGCUGCCGACCUCCUGCAACAGCACUUCGGUCUUCCGAUGGCAGUCAACAUCGCGACUUGUGUCUGUGGUGGUGCGUGCAGCCUCUACGAGAUGAUCAUAAUGGUGAUUAAUCCACAUUGGAUACUCCAGUUCUCCGUCAUUCGAUCAGCAGCGUCAUCCACAGCGUGGUUUCUCUUUCAUUCCUUCAAACUGGUGUCUGUAGCACUUUCUGCAGCAGCAGCCGCGGACGCUGCAGCAGCCACUGGCGUGAUCCUCCUGAGGACAUCCGUGGUGUCAGGUUGGUGCGACCCGCACGACGACGCCUUCCUCUGCCUCACUCUACAAACGCCACCGCUACGCUUCACUGCCGCAGGUUUCUUCACAAUAGACCGUCCGCUCUUAGUGUCUGCAAUUGCCGCUAUUGUCACGUAUGUAAUCAUCCUGGUGCAACUUACCCCAUACUAG
Messenger RNA from Schistocerca gregaria, 912 nucleotides. RefSeq lists its product as uncharacterized. The record is from RefSeq and is a predicted model, not a curated record. Gene Ontology annotation, biological process: sensory perception of taste. The transcript has a single exon. Gene Ontology annotation, cellular component: axon; dendrite; membrane. The coding region runs from base 1 to 912 and encodes 303 amino acids. NCBI's taxonomy places the organism in Eukaryota, Metazoa, Arthropoda, Insecta, Orthoptera, Acrididae.